Molecule: messenger RNA, 2013 nt
Organism: Symbiodinium pilosum
Lineage: Eukaryota; Dinophyceae; Suessiales; Symbiodiniaceae
Source: the annotation of a GenBank genome assembly
AUGGAAACGGUUACCCGCACAUUCAAAGAGCAGAUAGCAGAAGGAAUUCCAACCCGGCUGCCCGCCCCUAAGGCUUAUGACCCCGAUACCAACCACGCUCCUAAACGCAAAGACAUACUGAGCAAAGAGGAAAAGGUAUUGGCCCUGCAGAACGCUCUGCGCUAUUUUCCGCAGCCAUGGCACCAUGAACUGGCCGCAGAAUUUGCGCAGGAACUGAAGGAUUACGGGCGUAUUUAUAUGUACCGUUUUCGCCCGGAUUAUGAUAUCUACGCCCGCCCCAUUUCGGAAUACCCCGGAAAUUCAGAACAGGCCAAAGCCAUUAUGCUGAUGAUCCAAAACAACCUGGACCCGGCCGUGGCGCAACAUCCGCAUGAACUUAUUACCUACGGGGGCAAUGGAGCGGUAUUCCAGAACUGGGCACAGUACCGCAUUACCAUGCAGUACCUGGCGGAAAUGACCGAUGAGCAGAGCCUGCAUAUGUACAGCGGGCAUCCUAUGGGCUUAUUCCCUUCGCACAAAGACGCUCCCCGCGUGGUGGUCACCAACGGAAUGAUGAUCCCCAACUACUCCCAACCGGACGACUGGGAAAAAUACAAUGCCCUGGGUGUAACGCAAUACGGACAAAUGACGGCCGGAAGCUAUAUGUAUAUCGGUCCGCAGGGUAUUGUGCACGGCACCACCAUUACCGUAUUGAACGCCCUGCGUAAAGUGGGUAAGCAACCCCAUAGCGGGGCUCUCUUUGUUACAGCCGGACUGGGCGGUAUGAGCGGAGCACAGCCCAAGGCCGGGAACAUUGCUGGGUGCAUUUCUGUAACCGCAGAGGUAAACCCCAAAGCCUCCCGCAAACGCUAUGAGCAAGGCUGGGUGGAUGAGAUCACUGCCGACCUGAACGAACUGGUGGAGCGCGUGCGCCAGGCCCGAAAGAAUAAAGAAACGGUUUCCAUUGCCUAUGAGGGUAAUGUGGUGGAUGUAUGGGAGCGCUUUGAUGCCGAAGACAUUUACAUUGACCUGGGUUCCGACCAAACUUCCCUGCACAACCCCUGGGCGGGAGGCUAUUACCCGGCCGGUCUCAGCUACGAAGACGCCAACGUAAUGAUGGCGAAUGACCCGGACCGCUUUAAAGAACUGGUGCAGGAAACCCUGCGCAGGCAUGCCGAUGCCGUGAAUAAACACACCGCCAAAGGCACCUACUUCUUUGAUUAUGGCAACGCUUUCCUUUUGGAAGCCAGCCGUGCCGGAGCGGAUAUCAUGAACCCCGAACCCACCCUGGGCCGUGAGUUCAAAUACCCCAGCUACGUGCAGGACAUCAUGGGCCCCAUGUGUUUCGACUAUGGCUUCGGACCCUUCCGUUGGGUAUGUGCUUCCGGCAAGCCGGAGGACCUGGCCUAUACCGACCAGCUGGCUUCAGAAGUACUCUCCGAAAUGGCGGCCUCCGCACCGGAUGAGAUCCGCCAGCAGAUGGAAGACAACAUCCGCUGGAUUAAAGCAGCCGGAGAAAAUAAAAUGGUGGUGGGCUCCCAGGCCCGCAUCCUCUAUGCAGACUCAGAAGGGCGCAUUAAGAUAGCGCAGGCCUUUAACGAAGCCAUUAAAGCCGGAAAGAUCGGUGCCGUGGUAUUGGGCCGCGACCACCACGAUGUAAGUGGCACGGACUCCCCUUACCGCGAAACUUCUAACAUUUACGAUGGCUCCCGCUUUACGGCCGAUAUGGCCAUACAAAACGUGAUUGGCGACAGCUUCAGAGGCGCCACUUGGGUAAGCAUCCACAACGGUGGCGGUGUAGGCUGGGGCGAAGUGAUAAACGGGGGCUUCGGUAUGCUGCUGGACGGCAGUGAAGAUGCCAGCCGCAGGCUGCAAAGCAUGCUGCUCUACGAUGUAAACAACGGCAUUGCCCGCAGGAGCUGGGCCCGCAAUGAACCGGCCCUUUUUGCUAUUAAACGCGAAAUGGAACGUACACCGGGUUUGAAAGUAACACUGCCGGAGGUGGUGGAGGGGGAUUUGGGUGAUUUGGUUUGA